CCAAAACUUUGUAAUAAAAAUUCUUUCCUUUAAUUUCCCGGCAAAGAGUCCCCCAUUACCCCCUCCAAAACCCUAAUCUUCUCCCUCCUCAACCACCUACCAAAUUCCUUCUUUCCCUUUCUCUCUCUCUUCAUAAACUCAGUUUCCCAUCAAAGGUCCUUUUUUUUUGUUUUCUUUACUCUUGCAAAGACCCAUUUCCUGAUAGAGUUUUGAACUUUGUUUUUUGGUUUUAGAAUCUGGCUUUUUCAGAUUGAACCUGAAAACUCUUUUGAAUUCAAUCAAAACCUGUAAAUUUGAAUAACCAGUUGUCUUGUUUUCUGCUUUGGGAAAUGGCUGAGGAUAAAAAUGGGGAUCGAAGUGAAGCGAGUGAUUACUCAUCGGAAGAUGAAGGGACUGAAGAUUACAGAAGAGGAGGGUAUCACGCGGUGCGUAUUGGUGACACUUUCAAGAAUGGUUGCUAUGUGGUUCAAAGCAAGCUUGGUUGGGGUCAUUUCUCCACUGUUUGGCUCGCUUGGGAUACUCAAAGAUCGCGUUAUGUAGCUUUGAAGAUUCAAAAGAGUGCUCAGCACUACACUGAGGCGGCUAUGGAUGAGAUAAAGAUCCUCAAACAGAUAGCUGAGGGAGAUCCAGACGAUAAAAAGUGUGUUGUGAAGCUCUUGGAUCAUUUUAAGCAUUCAGGGCCUAAUGGGAAUCAUAUGUGUAUGGUUUUUGAGUACUUGGGGGACAACCUUUUGACCCUUGUUAAGUAUAGUGAUUACCGAGGGGUUCCUCUUCACAUGGUUAAAGAGAUUUGUCAUCAUGUCCUGGUGGGUCUCGAUUAUUUGCACCGUGAACUUUCAAUCAUUCACACUGAUUUGAAGCCAGAGAAUGUGUUGCUAUUGUCCAUGAUUGAUCCAUCAAGAGAUCCUAGGAAAUCUGGUGCUUCUCUCGUCCUUCCAACUAGAAAGGAUAAGGUUGUCUCGGAGGCUGUUGCUUCAAAAGAAGUUAAGAGUUCAAAUGGUGAUUUGACCAGGAAUCAAAAAAAGAAGAUUCGAAAGAAGGCUAAGAAGGCAGCUCAAGGUUGUGCAGGAAAGGAAGCUUCUGAAGAAAAUGAAACAGAUUCCAAGACUGGUGGUGCAGAAGACAGUAAUGCUGAUGCAAAAUCAAAUGAAGUUUCUGGUGAAGAACAGCAAAAUAGUUCUGUGAUUAAAGAUGAGACAAAGAGUGAUGGAAUCAACAAUAGUAACCAAGAAAAGCAGCGUUGUAGAAGAGGGAGCCGUGCAACAAGGAAAAAACUGUUAGCAGAAGUUGAUCUCAAGUGUAAAUUAGUUGAUUUUGGCAAUGCUUGCUGGACAUACAAACAAUUUACAAAUGAUAUUCAAACCAGGCAAUACAGAUGUCCUGAGGUUAUCCUUGGAUCCAAAUACUCAACAUCAGCAGACUUAUGGUCUUUUGCUUGUAUUUGUUUUGAGCUGGCUACUGGUGAUGUUCUUUUUGAUCCUCACAGUGGUGAAAACUAUGAUCGAGAUGAGGAUCACUUGGCAUUGAUGAUGGAGCUUCUUGGAAUGAUGCCACGCAAGAUUGCAUUAGGUGGGCGCUAUUCUAGGGAUUUCUUCAACAGAUAUGGAGACUUGAGGCAUAUCCGUCGGUUACGUUUUUGGCCUCUUAAUAAGGUGUUUAUGGAGAAGUAUGAUUUCAGUGAGCAAGAUGCUACUGACAUGGCUGACUUUCUCAUUCCAAUACUGGAUUUUGUCCCUGAAAAGAGACCCACCGCAGCUCAAUGCCUCAGCCAUCCAUGGAUCAGUGCAGGCCCUCGACUGCUUGAACCCUCUGCAACUGCUAGUAAACAGCACACAGAUGACAGUACAUCUGAAAAGGAAAGGAAAGAGAAGGAUGACAGGGAGGCCAUGGAGGCUGGAGUAGGGAAUAUAGCAAUCAAUGGAGAGGCUUCGAAGUGCCCGCCAAGGUUGAAAUAACCAUUUUCUGAGCAUUUUAAUCCAAUGAUUACUCAUGAAAAUCUUCCUUCCUCACUUGUAUUACUUUGCCAAAAGGCUGCUUGCAUUGUUCACUGGCGUUCUUUGCAAGGAAUAUUGCUUUUCCUCCUUCUAUUGACAUCUAUACCAUUUCAUAGGUUGGUGAUGGGCUUUUUAGUAGUUGCUAGCUCCAGUUUUGAAAGAACCCUACUCUGAGCAUGUACUUGAAUUUUAGAGUACAUGUUUUGCAAGCAAAAGCUCUUGGUGAUGGAAGCAUCUAAAGUUUCUACCCCUCCAUGUACAAUUCACAAUUGUUUGUCUAGAGGAUUCGCGCCUCUAACUUCUAGAUCAUAGUCUUUUUGAGAUGCAUUGCUUGAAUUUAAAAUGUACAUUUGAUUGGAACUGUU
Theobroma cacao (cacao) is the source of this 2359-nucleotide messenger RNA. RefSeq lists its product as uncharacterized. Gene Ontology annotation, molecular function: protein serine/threonine kinase activity; ATP binding. Gene Ontology annotation, biological process: regulation of mRNA processing; spliceosomal complex assembly; peptidyl-serine phosphorylation. The record is from RefSeq and is a predicted model, not a curated record. Lineage: Eukaryota; Viridiplantae; Streptophyta; Magnoliopsida; Malvales; Malvaceae.